Dictyostelium discoideum AX4 is the source of this 1026-nucleotide messenger RNA. RefSeq lists its product as hypothetical. NCBI's taxonomy places the organism in Eukaryota, Evosea, Eumycetozoa, Dictyosteliales, Dictyosteliaceae. The record is from RefSeq and is a predicted model, not a curated record. Bases 1 to 1026 code for a protein of 341 amino acids. The transcript has a single exon.
AUGAAAUUAUUAGUUUCACUUAUAUUUUUAAUAAUUUCAGUUGUAGUUGAAUCACAAUUCACAUCAACAGGUUUUCCUACUCAAGUUUUAUCUUCAAAUUCACCAUGGAACACACCAAUUGGUAACAACCCAACAGUUGAUCCUUUAUCAAGUUCAACGGUCAAUAGAAUAUAUACUGAAUUGGGUCAAGGAGGACUUUCAACAAAUUUUCAAUUACAUUAUUAUCAAUGGACAGCACCGCUUCAUCUUGUAAAUACAUCUUUACCAGUUAAUAGAAUUAAAAUUUUUCAACCACAAGGUGAAGGAUACCAUGAAACUGUGGAUCCUUUAGGUUUAAAGGUUAUAACCAAUUUACCAGUAUUAACAAGCUUUAAUCCAGACCCAAAACUUGAUGGCCAUAUGAUUGUAUUUGACACAAAUUUAAAAGUUUUCCACGAGUUUUCAAGAUUUAAAUGGGUAAAUUCAACCACUGCAGAGGCCACAAGAUACGAUACUUUUUCCUAUACUCAUAAUGGAACUUAUCCAGCAUUCGUCCCAGGUAGUCGUUGGUGGAUGAAAGGUGUAAGAGGUUCAGGUGCACCAUUUAUUGCUGGUUUAAUUAGAUUUGACGAGAUUCAAAGAGGUGAGCUAAAUCAUGCUAUUGCAUUUGGAGGACCUCUCAACAGACAAAAAUCAUCAGCUUCCAGUCCAUGGUCAUAUGAAUUAUGUAGUCCUGUAUCAAGCCGUACCGAUGGUUAUGUAGUUGGGGACAAUACCAUAAUGGAGGGUCAAAGAAUUCAGUUAAAUCCUUCAUAUAACAUCAACUCCUUACCACCAAAAGCCAAAUUAAUUGCACAAGCUUUACAAACCUAUGGAGGAUACAUGGUUGAUAAUGCAGGUGAUUUUGGUAUUUAUUUUGAAAACCUUGGUGCUUCUGGUUCAAAUCAAUGGGAAUCUCAAUAUGGAACAGAUUUAUCAACCUUAUAUAAUAUUCCAAUAACUCAAUUCCGUGUAUUAUCUUGUUCUAAUAUUAGUACUAAAGUUUAA